Molecule: messenger RNA, 1685 nt
Organism: Musa acuminata AAA Group (dessert banana)
Lineage: Eukaryota; Viridiplantae; Streptophyta; Magnoliopsida; Zingiberales; Musaceae
Product: E3 ubiquitin-protein ligase CCNB1IP1 homolog
Exons: 11
Coding region: 453-1364 (303 amino acids)
Biological process (GO): chiasma assembly
Source: RefSeq, a predicted model, not a curated record
UUUCUGAUAUUCUCGCUCUUGUGGAUCCGUACACGGCAAGCUCGACUCCCCUCAAUGCCUUCAACUCGGAGAAGUAUUGCCCUGAGCCACCCCUCUUUCGAUUUGGUUAAGCGCAACAUUAGAUCGAGCUGCUAUACCUUUCCCCAGUUGCAGAAAGCUCACCUUUUAUUUUUCAUUUUUUUGGUGGUUGUUCUGUAAUCUGGAUAAAAUCCGAGCAUAGAGGAGUAAAUUCCGGCUUUGUUCUGAGUUCGGCUUGCAACUUCAACUGUGCUCGAGUUUUGAUUGGGUCAGAAAUGUUUCGUUCAAUUGGGAUUUUUCAGAAGAGCCGUGCGAUCGAUUCGAACAACUAAAAGUUGUCCAAGAGUGAUCUGAGAAUCUAAGUCAAAUUUCUGCCUUACCUGUGGCUGGUGGUAGAUAUUGUACAUCUUCUAAUCCAUGCAUCUAGAAGUGAAAUGAGGUGCAAUGCUUGUUGGCGAGAAUUGGAAGGGCAAGCUGUAUCAACCACCUGUGGCCAUCUCUUCUGCACUGAAGACGCAAACAAGAUAAUCAGCAAUGAUGCCGCCUGUCCUGUAUGUGAUCAAGUGCUCUCCAAAAGCCUUAUGAGACAAGUGGAUAUAAAUCCUGGCGAUGAAUGGAUAAAUAUGGUAAUGGCUGGAGUUUCUCCACAAGUACUUAUGAAGAGUGCAUAUAGGAGUGUAAUGUUUUACAAUGGACAAAAGGAACUAGAGAUGCAGUACAAAAUGAACAAGAUUAUUGGUCAGUGUCGUCAGAAAUGUGAGGCCCUGCAUGAAAAGUUCACUGAGAAACUAGAGCAAGUUCAUACUGCAUACCAAAAGAUGGCCAAAAAGUGCCAGAUGAUGGAAAAAGAGAUUGAAAGCUUAUCAAAAGAUAAGCAAGAACUACAAGAAAAAUACGCUGAAAAAUCUAGGCAGAAAAGAAAACUUGAUGAGAUGUAUGACAAGUUGAGGAGUGAGUAUGAGUCAGUGAAGCGUUCAUCAGUCCAACCAGCAAACUUCUUUUCUAGAGCUGAGCCAGACUUAUUUUCAAGCAUGGCUAACAUGAUGGAUGGUAGAGCUACCGUUGGACAAGAUCGAUCGGUUUUCACUCCUGAAACUCCAGGUCAGAGAGAGGAAAUAUGGCCCUCAACCAGACAGAAGAACUCCAGCUCCAGUGCCUUUGAUCUUUCAGGAGGCUCACCAGCAAAAACAGCACCAGGUCCUGUGGAUACUGGAACUAGAAGGCAGACAGGGUCUCUCUUUGGAGCUGGUGUGAGGAAUCCUACAGCAACUCUUCGGAAUCUCAUAAUCUCACCCAUGAAGAGACCCCAAUUAUCACGCAACCACCCUCAUAUAUUCACGCUGUAGAACGAGAGAAGCAGUUGGGUUGGCCUGUACAGAUAUUGCUAUUAUCUCCGUCGGAAUGUCUACAUCCUGGGCCAGAAAUGGAGGUUUGAACAUAUUAAAAUUUGGUGAAUUCAAGAAAAUUUUCGUAGUUCGAUCAAACAAGUUAACUGAGUUGUUUUUUUUCUUUUAUGGGCACAAUUGUACUAUAAUGCAUAACAAGAAAUUGCCACAUCACAGAAUGAGAUGGAAUAUUGGGUAAAAGAAUAUUCCUCCCCGUGUCAUCUCUUGGAUACGUGGUAAAACAUUAUCCUAUCAAGUAGAAGGAUGUCUGUUCUUGGCUUG